Closterium sp. Yama58-4 is the source of this 4245-nucleotide messenger RNA. The record is from the annotation of a GenBank genome assembly. NCBI's taxonomy places the organism in Eukaryota, Viridiplantae, Streptophyta, Zygnematophyceae, Desmidiales, Closteriaceae.
AUGGCAACGGUUGGUAACCGGGUGUAUCUUUUUGGAGGGCGAGACUCCCAGAGACUAUUUUCCGACCUCUUUUAUUUUGAGGUUGUGGGCAGCGAUUCAGCUGUUGGGGAAUUCUCAAUUCCCGAACGCUUCUCACACUCCCUCACCACGUACGGGCAGCACCUUCUAAUUUUCGGGGGCUGCCCGCACUCCCGGGCAGGCCCGGAAAUCAUUAUGGUGAACACCACAUCCACUGAGGUGUCUCGAAUCCCCGUCGCUCUCCCUCCUGGUGCUCUGCCCGUGCGCCACACUGCCAGUGUGGUGAGGGGAGGGUCGGUGGCAGCAGGGGGUACAAUUGGAGGCUCUACUGUAGGGGACAGGCUGCUGGUGCUGGGGGGUGGUGCUGCGUGCUUUGCCUUCGGAUCGGCCUUUAGCCCUCCUUUUACGAUCCCUCUGCAAGGAAUUCUUCAAGGAAAGUUUGGAUAUGCUAGCCAACAGCGGCAGGGGCAGCAGCAGGAACGACAGGAGCAAGAGCAGGAUCAGGAGUCGCAGGGAGGAUUGGGGUGGGUGGUGCUGGUUCCACGGAGGGACGGGAAGCGAUGGAAGGAUGAGCUACAGACAAAUGGUGUUCUAGACAAGACCCGCAAGCCAGCUACAGUGAGCCCAAAUGCCAGUCCCGAGGUAUCACAUGUCAGUGCUAGUAUCUCAGGUGCUGCUGGUGACGGUGGUGAGUUUCUGCUGGCGUUGCCUGUGUGCGAGUCUGCUGUGCGCACUGUUGCUGCCAUGGCUGGUGUGUGCAUGGCGGCAUCUACUGUGCCAACCCUCCUUAACCUCAAGGCGAUGCAACCCAGUUCUUCAGAGGACAAUCAAAUUAGUGCCACUCACUUAUCCCUUCUCUCUCAGCUGCCGGCCCGCUGGGAGCGGCUUGGAGACAUGGUGGUGUUGCCAGCUGAUGCCAUGCUGGGGGAGGUUUGGGACAGGCUCGGGCCGGAGCUCUGGCAGGUUGUUGCCGAGGCUCUUGGGGCGACAAGAGUGGCCCGGCAGGCCCCUGUGGCACCCGCAUUGACUCGAGACAGCCGGCUGCAGCUGCUGCUGGGGUCCUCGUCCUGGGUGGAGCACCGCGAGAAUGGCAUCACAUACACAUUCGAUGCUGCAAAGUGCAUGUUCUCCUCGGGGAAUGGUACUGAGAAGCAGCGCAUUGCCGCACUCAAGCUUCAUGACCAAGAAGUGGUGGUAGAUCUGUUUGCUGGGAUCGGGUAUUUCACGAUUCCGCUGCUUGUGCACGCACGAGCCCGCCACGUGUUUGCAUGUGAGUGGAACCCUGCGGCUGUCCAUGGGCUCCGGUCCAGUCUUGCAGCCAAUCAGGUUUCGCCAGAUAGAUACGCUGUGCUGGAGGGGGAUAACAGGGUGGUUGCUCCAGUGGGGGUUGCUGAUCGGGUGCUGUUGGGCUUGAUCCCCUCGAGUGAGGCCAGCUGGAGGACUGCAAUUCGCUGCCUGAAGCCGAAGGAAGGGGGUGUUGCUCAUGUGCAUGGGAAUGUUGUUGAUGUGGAGGAGCAGCAAUGGACUGAUCAUGUUGUGUGGGAGUUUGAAAAGCUGGCAAGAGAAGAGGGGAGAAGCUGGGAAGUCAAGGCAGUGCAUUUGGAACGGGUGAAAUGGUAUGCGCCACACAUUCGGCAUGUCGUUCUGGAUGUUUGCUGCAAGCCCAAAGAUCUCUAUUUGGAGUGUUCGCAGCGUGCUGCCAUGUUUCCUCCAUCAAUCGACCGGCUCACCUUGCUCAGGAGCCUGCGUCUCGAGGCAAACGCUGUCACGCGUCUUCCCGACACACUGACCUCGUUGCAAUCCCUCAGAAGCCUCGAGCUGCACGCUGGCAGACUCGAGGUGUUGCCGUCAGAUCUCGGCAAUCUGCUUCUCUUAACGUCGCUCAAGCUGCACGGUUGCCGCUCCCUGGCGUCGCUUCCGGAAUCUUUCAGGCAACUUGCCAAUCUGAACCUUCUAUCCUUGGAUUUCUGCUCCAUGAUGCAGCUGCCUGCGUCCCUCACCGACCUUCCUUCUCUCACCGUCCUGAAGAUUAGGGGCUGUAACUUUCCUCUCCCGUCUCCCGUCGAUUUUCCGCGGCUAUGGAGGCUCGAAUCAGUCUGUCUGGAAGCAGUGAAGGGAAUGCGCGGGCUAAUCGAGGCGUUAGAGCAUCUGUGCCGUCUCAAGACUCUCGUUAUCAAACGCUGCAGCGAUAUCACCUCUCUGCCUGAGUCGCUAUUCCGCCUGCCUUCGCUUACCAGUCUCACCCUUGACAUGCCACAACUCUCAGCUCUUCCUGACCAUGUUGGGCUGUUGUCAAAGCUGCGAACACUGAAUUUGGAGAUGAAGGAGCUCGCAAGUCUUCCUUGUUCCAUCGCUCUGGUUACCACGCUCCAAGAGCUUUCCUUGGAUAAUCUCUGGAACCUGCCGUCUCUGCCCGAGGAGUUAGGGCAGCUGAGUGCUUUGGAAACGCUUCACCUGAAAAACCUUUGCCAGCACACACGCCUGCCUGAUUCCCUCGGGCAGCUGACAGCUCUCCGGGAGCUGAAAAUAGAGGAGUGCGGGCAGCUGCAGCAACUUCCGGACACCCUGUCCCAGCUAUCGUCUCUCGAGCACCUGGAGAUUGAGACGUGCACGGGCCUCACCGCGCUGCCAGAUGAAAUGGGGAACGGUCUGCACCGCUUGCGAUCUCUGCAUCUAAACCGCUGCUCAUCUCUCACCCACCUCCCUCCAACCUUCUCCGGCCUGACUUCUCUCCAAACCCUCAAGAUUAUCAAAGCUAAAAGCUUUAGAGGCACCCUACUAGACGGUUUCGGCUGCCUGAAAAGCCUCAGAGAGUUGGUGCUUCAACACAUGCCCCGCCUAUCUGCCCUUCCUGACCGCGUCUCAGGAGCUUCUUCACUCACCAGCCUGGAUAUUCUAAACUGCCCUAAAGUAACGGUCCUGCCAGAGGGAAUCGGACGGUUGGAGGCGCUCGAGGUGGUCAAGAUCGUACGGAUGGACGGCUUGAGGGAUCUCCCUGGGUCGCUGGUUAGGCUGCCCUGCCUGCGCGUGCUGGAGGUGCGGGCAUGCUGUGGGGUUGGUGCGCUGCUAGGGGAUGAGGUGGUGCACGAACGCACCUCCAGUGGCUCUUUGGCACACUCUAACCGCACCUGCGCAUUCUGCACCGGCGCUUUCAGCACUGGCACCAGCAACACCGACACGAGCAGCACCGGCAGCGACAGCAGGGCACUGCUUCCGUCCCUCGCGAGUCUCAAGAUUAAGUCGGUUUCCUGCCACGCCCUUGGUCCGUCCCUUGGCCAGCUCCCCUCUUUAACGAAGCUCAAGCUCCUAGAUAUGAACUUCAUCUUGUCACUCCCUCACUCCAUCUCUCAACUCUCACGCCUGAAAAUACUCCGCAUCGAUUCAGCCAUCCAGUUGGAGGCUCUGCCUGACACCUUUGGAGGGCUCUCAGGUCUGCGGGUCUUAAAGCUGGUUGACCUCAUUGCGUUACGGCAGCUGCCUGAGUCUUUCGGGCAGCUGAAAAUGCUUGAGACGCUGGAGAUCAUUGACUGCUACAAGCUGAUGAAGCUUCCAAGUUCCUUCGCGAAUCUGUCCAAGCUGCAAUCGUGCAUCCUCACCAAGAAUGGGAUCAGGACAUUUCCGGUUGAUUUCUGGAAACUGGCUUCCCUGCAAAAGUUGGUGCUCGUCGGGCUGCAGCACAUGCGCAGCCUGCCAGAGUCCUUCUCUAAGCUGCCGAAGCUGCAGGUGCUGCGGGUGACAGAGUGCCACAAUUUGGCCCGGCUACCGACUGCUCUCGGGAGAAUGCCAACGCUGCGCGAGUAUGAUGUCAGAGACUGUCCUUUUCUCCCUUGGCGAGACGAGAGGUGGGCUCCUGCAAGGGCUCAAGAGGGGGAUGGGGAGGAAGGAGAGGGAGUGGUGGUUGAUGCGGCAGGGAAAGGGGGAGAGGAGGAAGGAGGGGCGGAGGUAGAGGGUAAGGAGAGUGGAGAUGUGGCAGGGGAAGGGGACGAGGCGGACAGCGAGGCAGAGGAGGAUGCAGAGAGUUGUUUUGAGAAUUUGCAGAUCCUGCAUGACUAUGGCAGGGACAGUGAGGAUGACAGGUACGUCGACGAGGGGGGCUGGGGGUCGAGUGAUGAAGACGAGGAGGAGGAGGAGGACGACGGCGACGACGAGGAGGACGACGAGGACGACGAGGACGACGAGGAGGACGAGGAGGAGGAGGAGGAGGAGGAGGAGGACGAGGAGGAAUAG